AGUUAUUAAUUAACGCCUCCAGUUUUCUCAAAAAAUUUACUUUAGUAUGGCUGGUGUUUUUGGUAAAAGUUACACAAAUCAAAUUUUAUUGAAAAAAUCGUGCAGAAGUUUUUACAACAUAAGAAGAACAUUUCAAAUUGGCAGAAAUGACGAGAUGUGUGAGAGUAGGAAGCGAGUAUUCCGACCGACACUGAUGACAGGCAUACAACCCACUGGUUUUCCUCACAUUGGAAAUUAUCUUGGGGCCAUUCAGCAGAGUGUUAAACUUCAGAAUUCUGAAAGUUAUGAUAAAAUAUUUUUUUCAAUCGUCGAUCUUCAUUCAAUUACUGUUCCACAAAAUCCAACAAUUCUUAGGCAGAAUAUAAUUAACUUAGCUUGCUCUCUCCUGGCAUGUGGUCUUGACAAACCACAGACUGUCCUGUUCCAGCAGUCCUCUGUGCCACAUCACACGGAGUUGGCUUGGAUAUUAGGUUGUCUCGCUACAUUAAAUAAACUAGAUCACUUGCCUCAGUGGAAGGAGAAGUCCCCUUCAAAGGAAGAUGUUUCUCUUGGUUUGUACUCGUACCCUGUACUUCAGGCAGCUGAUGUUCUCAUUUACAGGGCGACAGAUGUACCAGUUGGAGAUGAUCAAAUUAAACACAUGGAGUUUGCCAGACAUCUUGCUAGGCAGUUCAACAAGAUCUAUAGUCCUGUAUUCCCUAUUCCUAAACAAAUUACAAGCCAACACAUUAGAAUAAAAAGCUUACGUGAUCCAAUCCGCAAGAUGAGCAAAUCUGAGAAAGAUUCAAGAGGAAGGAUCGAGUUGUUUGACUCUCCUGAUGAGAUCAGAGAAAAACUCAGAAAAGCCGUAACAGAUUUGGGAACUGGCGGGAUGAUCGGGUACGAUAGUCAGGGUAGGCCGGGUAUUUCAAAUAUAAUCGAUAUUCAUGCGGCUGUUGAAGGUUCAACGCCAGAUCAAAUUUGUUCCGAGUGCGCUCAUCUGACCACUGUAGAAUACAAAGAACGAGCGGCUGAGGCAAUCAUUGAAAUGUUGAAGCCGAUUCGUGCGCGUAUCGUUCACCUGAGAAAUGAACCUCAGCACGUUGUAUCUGUACUCAGUAAAGGAAAUGAAAUUGCCGCCCAAAACGCCGCCAAAACAUGCGCUGAAGUCAAAAAACUCAUCGGAUUAUCAUAAUCGUUUUUUUUUUGACAAUUUUCAAUACCGAUCCUGUCAUUGUUUUCUUUUUGUUGUGAUAAAAUAUUUUAGAUCUACGGAGUAUCUAUCUUGUAAAAUUAGUUGUUUUGCAUUCAAUUAGGUAUUCAAAUACAAAUUAUCUCAUUGUUUAUUUAGUCUGAUGGCACAUCAUGUGGUUUAUAUACCAUCGAAUUUGUUGAUUCUUGCACCAAAUACAAACUUGUUAUUCGCCGUCAUACCUGCUUAUGAGAAAGUUACAUUUAUUUUGGUUUUAUUUUCAUAUUAAUUUCGUUUCGUCGUUCAAUUAAAUCAUUCAUUCACUCAUCUGAUCAAAUUAUUAUGGUUUGUUUUUAAUUACAGCAAAUUUUACUCAAAAUAUAAGCGAAUAUUUAUUU
This is a messenger RNA of Helobdella robusta, 1569 nucleotides long. RefSeq lists its product as hypothetical. The record is from RefSeq and is a predicted model, not a curated record. Lineage: Eukaryota; Metazoa; Annelida; Clitellata; Rhynchobdellida; Glossiphoniidae. Gene Ontology annotation, molecular function: tryptophan-tRNA ligase activity; ATP binding. Gene Ontology annotation, cellular component: mitochondrion; mitochondrial matrix. Gene Ontology annotation, biological process: mitochondrial tryptophanyl-tRNA aminoacylation. Bases 47 to 1174 code for a protein of 375 amino acids. The transcript is spliced from 7 exons.